Daphnia carinata is the source of this 1108-nucleotide messenger RNA. It is a transcript of the gene Tcs3, whose product is annotated as probable tRNA N6-adenosine threonylcarbamoyltransferase. The record is from RefSeq and is a predicted model, not a curated record. The transcript has 7 exons. Gene Ontology annotation, biological process: tRNA threonylcarbamoyladenosine modification. Bases 95 to 1099 code for a protein of 334 amino acids. Lineage: Eukaryota; Metazoa; Arthropoda; Branchiopoda; Diplostraca; Daphniidae. Gene Ontology annotation, cellular component: EKC/KEOPS complex; cytoplasm.
GCUCAGUCCAUGCGGAAAAAUUGGGUCCGUCAAUUUUUAAAUUGUGCCGAAAGUUGUCUGUAAACGUGCUUUCAUUAAUAUUAAUACGUCAGAAAUGGUUGUUUCGAUAGGCUUCGAAGGUAGUGCGAAUAAACUUGGAAUUGGCAUAGUUAGAGAUGGAAUUGUUUUAGCAAAUCCGAGACGAACUUUUAUUACACCACCAGGAGAAGGAUUUAAACCUGUUGAUACUGCAAAUCAUCAUCAGUUGAAUAUUGUUCUUUUGCUUAAGGAAGCAUUAGAUGAAGCCAAGAUUGAUCCUCAAGAAAUAGAUGUUGUGUGCUAUACCAAAGGUCCUGGCCUUGGGUCACCAUUAGUAUCUGUAGCUGUGUUUGCAAGAACAGUUUCACAAUUAUGGGGGAAACCAAUCAUUGGUGUUAAUCACUGCAUUGGGCAUAUCGAAAUGGCAAGAUUGAUAACUGGUGCCCAGAAUCCAAUUGUUCUGUAUGUCAGUGGAGGAAAUACGCAAAUAAUUGCCUAUUCCCAAAAACGAUAUAGAAUAUUUGGAGAGACAGUGGAUAUUGCUGUUGGAAAUUGCUUAGACCGAUUUGCCAGACUUCUAAAGCUACCAAACCAUCCAAGUCCGGGACACAAUAUUGAACAGUUGGCAAAGAAUGGGAAAAUUUAUGUCCCGUUGCCAUAUGUUGUCAAAGGAAUGGACAUGUCUUUUUCUGGUGUCCUGACAUACAUAGAAGAUUUUGCGACUACGCUACAAGAGUAUACUGUCGAAGACUUAUGCUUUUCACUGCAAGAAACCGUUUUCGCCAUGCUUGUGGAAACAACUGAAAGAGCUAUGGCACAUUGUGGCGCUCAAGAAGUUUUAAUAUGCGGGGGUGUCGGCUGCAAUAUUCGACUGCAGGAAAUGAUGUCAGAAAUGUGCAAAGAAAGAGGGGCAAAGGUCUUUGCAACUGAUGAAAGAUUUUGUAUUGACAACGGGGCCAUGAUAGCUCAUGCUGGAGCUGAAAUGUUUAGAGUCGGUGUUGUUACUUCUUGGGAAGAUACAUUUUGCACACAACGUUACAGAACAGAUGAAGUAGACGUAAAAUGGAGAAAUGACGUUUAACAUUGACAG